Andrographis paniculata is the source of this 519-nucleotide messenger RNA. RefSeq lists its product as uncharacterized. The record is from RefSeq and is a predicted model, not a curated record. The transcript has 3 exons. Lineage: Eukaryota; Viridiplantae; Streptophyta; Magnoliopsida; Lamiales; Acanthaceae. Bases 1 to 519 code for a protein of 172 amino acids.
AUGGUUUUGAGAUACGUAGAUGCACAUGGACUUCUUAAGGAGAGAUUUAUUGGUGUAGUUCAUGUGAUGAAGACAUCAUCAUUAACUCUUAAAUAUGCCAUCGAUUAUCUAUUUACUAAGGAUGGAUUGAGUUUGAAUCAGGUAAGGGGUCAAGGUUAUGAUGGAGCGAGCAAUAUCCGAUGGGAGUUUAGUAAUUUGAAAGCUUUAAUCUUGAAAGAGAACAACUCUGCAUAUUAUCUGCAUUGUUUUGCCCACCAACUUCAUUUGCGCUUCUUACAAAUGAAAAGAUAUGACAAGACUAGAGAUAAAAUACAAGAAGCUAUUUGUAAAGGUGAAAUUGAAACUGGAAGAGGAUUAAAUCAAGAACUCUCUCGUAUUCGUGCAGAAGAUACACGUUGGGAUUCUCACCACAGAAUAUCAGAAGGUUUGAAAGUAGUUGCAGUGCUUAAAUAUGUUAAGGAGUAUGGCGAUAAUAGUUUAAGCCGGGGUCAAGCAGAUGGCUUUCUAAAAUAUUUUUAG